CUGAAGUUGGUGAAUUCCAACACUCGAGGGAGGACGAGGUGCGACGCCGAGGCGUCUCCUAGAGACACCGCGGAACCUCAUCCUUGUCCUUCCUGACACUUGUUUCUCCAUCCAUCAGCUCAUCAUUCUCACUACUUCUGGCAUCACUACCCAUCACAUUACACAGGAUUAUUAUUUGCCUCACCCACCCACAGCCCCUCCAACAUACGCACACACGCGGCUCACCCCAGUCGAAUCUCAUCCCCCCUGCAAGACGCUCUUCCGGGGCGUUAGGACAUGCAUGGCCUAUCUGAUUUACCCUUUCCAAUUCUCUGGCCCUCCUAGAUCCUCGAGUCACCUUCCUGGCAUCCACCUUUCCCUCGAUCAUGGUGACACGACAGCACACUGAGCCGUAUUUAGCAACCUCAAACAGCUAAGCCAUACAUCGUGGGCACAAGUGAAUUGCGGCCAUGACAACCACUCGCUAAAAGAGCUAGCCAGCAUUACACUCGUUUAUUGUGCUGAGAGAAGAAAAAGGGAACAUAUCCAAAUUUCUGAAGGCGCUUUAGAGGCGCCGUACGUUCAGCAUGGCGAAGCGAUUAUCAUCGUUAUUUUCACUCUCGCGCGAUUCCGCCGACAAGGUUGAUCCCGAUAUCCCUCCAACGAUGGAAAGUGCGACGGCGACCUCUCCUCAUAUUCCACCUCAGUCUACUGGCCACGCCAUAUCGCACAAACUGCACAAACAUCGUAUGACCUCUUCCUCCGAGAUCGAUCUGAACGCUAGCCUACCUCCACUUGCUCCGCCUCCUCUCCUCUCCGACGCUGGAGCGGUGCGCCCCCCGAGCAGCCAUCAGAGCGCACCGGACAGCUUGUCUGGGAGUAGGAAUAGCAGUCCACAUAGCCUGGCACGGAGCAGGGAUGCUAGCAGGAGUCGGCCUCAGACACCCAACUUGUUAAUACCUCCCGGUACAGCCGGCACACCAGGUCAAUCUGCGACGCCCCCUUCGGCAAAGAUUGCAAAGAAGAAGAGUUGGCUUCAUGGAAAAUCAGAUAAACAUAAAUUUGAUAACGGCCAAGGGGCGCACAACGCGUGGAUCGCUGGGCUGCGGGAGCAUGUGGCAUACGACCUGACGCCGCUGUUGACAGGCGAGAGAGUUCCCGAUCUCUGGAGUGAUUACGGUGAUACGGUCAUAUAUCUUUAUCCUCCAUCUUCGGGCAAGGGGCCUUGUUUUCGUAUCGACUCCGCCCUCCUGGUUGACUCAAGGUCCCUCGUCGACCUUCGCAUGCAGUCUCCGACCUCGCCCGUCGAUAGAAACAGCGACGUUCCUCAAAUGCAGGCCGCCUUCUCAGAAAUGUCAAUGACCCCAAGACAAAUACGCCCGCCUUCGCAGGAGAGCUCAGUCUAUCGGCCCACAAACUUCUCGGUACCCAAUAUUGUCACUUCAAUCAGCCAGGAGAAGCAUCUCUAUCUACCCCUAGGUUUUGAAGCAGACGUAUCUCAGCCCGGCUCAGAGCUGCACGGAGAUGAUCUCGAACUUGUAGUCCUGUAUCGCAACUUCUUCGCCUUCCUCGCCGGCGGGGCGCUGGUCGCAACACCCAGGCAAGUGACUUUGUUUUCAAUUUUCAUGGGCAUAAGCAGCAUCCUCAAGAGAUUUUCCUUCUCCAACGCGGACGGCUCCACAUGGGGUGAUGUGCCGUACAAUAGCUUUUCGCGUUACUGUGACGAGCUCCGACUGGCUGAUGUGAGGUCAAGUCGUGAAAAGACCAUCGAGGCUAUAGUUCUCGGGGAACACCUCAAAUCAUGGCCAUUGUACAAUGAAGGGUUUUGCCACGCAGUCGGUCGUCUCGCGGAUAUCAAGUCAAUCAAAAGUCCCAAAUACGAGAAGAUGUCGCCAGUCACGAUCAAUCGGCUCGAGCGAGCCCAAAUCGACAUGGAGCAGAGGCUGCUGAUGGUCAAGGGCAAGCUCGAAGACUUCGACUUCCCCUCCAUGUUUGCUGGGAUUGCCAACUCGCAGACGUCGACUGAAGCCAAGCUUAUUCGGUUCAAGGAAUGGAAAGCCGCUUUUCUGGACUUCAGACGAUUCACUAUGGCCUAUCUGCGUCGGCGAUACGGUGCUUGGCCUCCGAAAGCAUCCUCCAAAAAGAACAAUUUCGAAGAAAGUGGGUUGAAUCGGAUAUUGCUGCAGGAGCUGUACAAAGACUUUACAAAUCUGUACGACAUCCUGGUGGAUCGCUCCGCAAUCACGACACGGACUGUCGAUAUGCCACCAAUGGCCGAUGAUGCCGAAACCGACGACCAGAACGAAACCAUACAACAUGCGCUCCGAAGGGUAGAGAGCGAGUAUGACCGAGCGACACCGCCAGUCAUUCCUCCCCUACCGUUCGAUACCCCUUUAAUUCCGCAGUUCUCCAAUAGUUUCAACCGUCGUCAUGUGGUCAUAUCCGACAAAUCGGCAGCCCAAAGCAAAAAGCUGAGAGAGAAUGAGAUCAACGAAGUGCUACUAGGAGCCUACAAUCGCGAAUCGAUCGUCGCGAGCACGUUCAUUCAAGACUUCUUUGGUUACGAGCGCCAACUUGGUCGAGGCAAAACCCUUGACCAGGUCGUCGACGCGCGAUGUGGGCAAUGGCUCUUCAUGUACGCCGUUCUUCAGGCUCUUCCAAUGACCGUGGUGGACGCUAGAGACCUCAAGCAUACAGGAGGCGUCGAGUAUUUCCUGUGCGUUGCACCAAGAGGUGGCCGGCCCUGGAUGAAGGAGGACCAGUCCACGUCUCGAGCAUGGUACAACGUUGCCAGUGGGGGUGGCUACGUGAGUCUCCCAGCAGACCUGAUUGACCACAGCGUUGAAGGAAUUUACCGACGAAGUCAUUGCUGGACAGCUGCUACGAGGUGGCUGGAAGAUUCACCUCGAGAAGGGACCAUGGAAAUACCAAAGCGUGUGGAUGGUGAUGGACUGCAACCGCGACCGGCCAGCGCAUAUUCGCCGUAUGCGAGUCCUGCUCAAUCACCUUACGUCAGUCCGAUACACUCACCACUCCUGCGGCCGACAUCUCCUUCUGGCUCCGGCGAAUUCCGCAACAUCAGUCGAGAUCGAAGUUCGGUCAAUUUGGGCUUGGAGGCCAUGGAUGCGCCCCCUUCGUACCGCGGCAACUCUCGACCCCCUUCAACACUGAAUCCGAACAUCACCUUUGAUGCGAUCCUGGGCCCCAGUGACGAACCGGCAAAGGGAAAAGGGAAAAAAGGGAAGAAGUGAGACGUGUUACUGGGAUCAUGAUUUUGCAUAGCGUGACUGGAUACGAAGCGUUCAUUUGGUUUGGGACGAAUCCAAUACUGCCUUGGUUAUGAGAGAACACCCGGAAACCAUGAAUGACCCUCUGGGCCGGCGAGCAGUUUUGCUUUCCUUUCUGGAGGACAAUUCUGUACUUCUUCUUACUGCCCGGAGCAUGUUAUGCUUCACACGGCCACAUGAGAAACCAAUCAAAAGUCCAUCAUUUCUGUGGCGUCAGUCAUCAAGUGUAAUGCGGAGGCGUGUUUGUGUGAAUGAUUCAUGAAUGCUUCGCGGCGACGUCGUUCAUUCGACUCCAUCAAAAGACUAA
This is a messenger RNA of Cladophialophora immunda, 3573 nucleotides long. RefSeq lists its product as uncharacterized. The record is from RefSeq and is a predicted model, not a curated record. The transcript has a single exon. NCBI's taxonomy places the organism in Eukaryota, Fungi, Ascomycota, Eurotiomycetes, Chaetothyriales, Herpotrichiellaceae. Bases 567 to 3230 code for a protein of 887 amino acids.